GAAAUGCACCCACGAUUUCGCUUCACGUCCUGAAACUCCGCCACAGAGUCGGCUCCGGCUGUUUGGCUUUCCUGCCGCCGUUUGUCCCUCGCGAAGCCCCGUUGCUCGCCCGGGAGGCGUGACUAGGGGCUGGAAGCAGGCGGGCGGCGGCGCCGUGGGCCCGGGCUGCCGCUGUCAUGGACGCCUGGGUCCGCUUCAGCGCGCAGAGCCAAGCCCGGGAGCGGCUGUGUAGGGCUGCCCAGUAUGCCUGUUCCCUUCUUGGACAUGCUUUGCAGAGACAUGGGGCCAGUCCUGAGCUGCAGAAACAGAUUCGACAACUGGAGGGUCAUCUGAGCCUUGGAAGAAAGUUGCUACGUCUGGGUAACUCGGCAGAUGCUCUUGAAUCAGCCAAAAGAGCUGUGCACCUAUCGGAUGUUGUCCUGAGAUUCUGCAUCACUGUUAGUCAUCUCAAUCGAGCCUUAUACUUCGCCUGUGACAAUGUUCUGUGGGCUGGAAAGUCCGGACUAGCUCCCCGUGUGGACCAGGAAAAGUGGGCGCAGCGUUCAUUCAGGUACUAUCUGUUUUCCCUCAUCAUGAAUCUGAGCCGUGAUGCUUAUGAGAUCCGCCUACUGAUGGAACAAGAGACCUCAGCUUAUGGCAGGAGAAUGAAGGUUUCUGGAGUCCCAGGAGGAGUGGAGACGGGGGGACCUGGAGGACCAGGGACCCCAGGGGCAUGCCUGCCACAACUGGUUCUGAAGUUCCGACUCCGAGUGCUACUCCUGGCUCGUGUCCUCCGAGGUCACCCUCCUCUUCUGCUGGAUGUGCUCAGAAAUGCCUGUGACCUCUUCAUCCCACUGGACAAACUAGGCCUCUGGCGCUGUGGCCCUGGGAUUGUGGGCCUCUGUGGCCUCAUCUCCUCCAUUCUGUCUAUUCUCACCCUAAUCUGUCCCUGGCUACGACUCAAGCCCUGACACCAUAGUACAGGAUACUGAGAGACCCUGAAUUGUGAGAUGGAAUCUUAGAUUGUCCCCCAGUGCCAGCCUCAUUCUAAUUUGACUCCCUGAUUGAAGGCACAAUCCAGACACUUAGGGAUGAAGGGAAGAACUUUGCCAAAGACGAGGUCAGGAAGGCGAUGUCAAUGGCAAGACUCAAGUAUGCCUCUAGAGGCGUUUGGGCUUCUCUGACAAUGCCAGAAUCUCUUUGCCCUCUUCCCUUUAUCUGUCCUGAGUCUGGUUAAGAAUUUGUCACCAUGCGACAGAAUUGUUUUUCUUAGUCCCCUAUCCAGAUACUUAGAUUACUUUUUGGUAGGGGAAGUGUAAAUUUGGGGUUUGGUAAAGCGCUAAUUGUAUUCUUUGUCUGAAGCAGCAUGUAGCAUAUUUUCUUUCCUUCACACCCCACAAUUUUCAAGACUUUGUGUCAUGUCCCAGCAGGCUCUUCCCUUCCAUAUCCCCACUGAAGGCCAUUUGACAAUUCUCCCCUCGUGUCUACCUCAGCAGCCUCACUCCUGAUUUGGCACUGACCCUCCUCUCCUCCACACUCUCCAGUGUCUGCUUACACUUUGAUAUUAGUGUUCCUUCCUCAGCUGCCUCUUGCCCUUUCUUUAACUAUCCAGAUUGAUACUGUGUCUGGCCUCUUGCUGUAAAUACUGUAUAGUGAAUCUGUGUAAAUAACUGCGGUCCAUGCCCACAGUGCAAGCAAGCCUUCCAGGUCAGCAAAUUAAAGAUGAGUUUGCUCACUGA
Molecule: messenger RNA, 1718 nt
Organism: Phodopus roborovskii (desert hamster)
Lineage: Eukaryota; Metazoa; Chordata; Mammalia; Rodentia; Cricetidae
Gene: Pex11b
Product: peroxisomal biogenesis factor 11 beta
Exons: 4
Coding region: 177-950 (257 amino acids)
Biological process (GO): peroxisome fission; regulation of peroxisome size
Cellular component (GO): peroxisomal membrane
Source: RefSeq, a predicted model, not a curated record